UUAACAUUUUUGGCCAAGUUUCGACCUUUUCCCUAUUUUUUCUUUUCCUUCAGCUAAAUUUUAAUUAAAUUCUAUAAAAUGAUUGCCAUAGACCCAAACAAUGACAUGGCAUAUUCCAUCGUGGUCUUCGGAGCCUCAGGGGCCCUGGCCAAGCAGAGGGUGUUCCCAGCUCUUUGGGCUCUCUACCGGGAAAACCGACUACCGCAGGGCACCAAGAUAUUCACAUACUGCCGGACUCACCUCCAGACAAAGACCUACCGGCUGCAAGUGCUGCCCUACAUGGAGCUGGACAAGAAUCGGGACCCGAAGAAGUACAACCUCUUCUGGAAGAACGUGUUCUGUGUGCAGGGUGAGUAUGACAAACCGGAGCAUUACGCGGCUCUCACGGAGGCGAUGAUAAGCCAGGAGCUGAAGCACAACCAGGUGCAUGCAAACAGGAUCUUUUACCUGGCUGUGCCGCCUAUCGUCUUCGACCAGGUGACCCUGAAUGCCAGCCGAAAGUGCAGCUCCACCACGGGCUGGAACCGGAUCAUUGUGGAGAAGCCGUUUGGACGGGACGACGUCUCCUACAAAGCCUUCCAGACGUCGCUGUGCAACAGCUUCCGGGAGUCGCAGAUCUAUCUAAUGGACCACCUUCUCAGCCGACAGGUGAUGCAGAACUUCUUCGCGCUUCGCUACUCGAACCACCUGUGGGGUGAAACCUUAAACAAUCGCCAUGUGGCAGCGGUGAUGAUAUCCGUGAAGUGUGACCUUCCGGUACUGGCGACUCGGGCGGACUACUUCAACCACCAUGGCAUCAUUCGCCACUUGAUGACCAACCACAUGAUCCAAACUGUGGCCAUGUUGGCCAUGGACCAGCCAUACACAAACAGUGCCGAGGAUCUGCGGGUCGAGAGGCUGAAGGUCCUUCGACAGGUUCUCACCCCCAAUAUGGGUGACGUGGUCAUCGCACAGUAUCGCAACAACCGGAAGGAACUGGAACUGGAAAAGUGCGGCUACACGGAGCACAGCUACAUACCGAAAGACUCCUUCACUCCCACCUUCGCCAUGGUGGUUCUUUACAUCAACAGUCGCCGCUGGUCCGGUGUGCCCUUCAUCCUGCGGGCUGGAAAGGCCAUGAACGACAGCAAGUCGGAGGUGCGCAUCCAGUACAAGCCGGUGGACUGCGACGCUUUUCACAGCGACAGCGCCGACGUGAGAAACGAGCUGGUCCUGAGAUCCUUUCCCACGGAGGAAGUGUUCAUGCGCAUGCGUCUGAAGCGACAUGGAGAGGACCUCUGCCUUCGGGAGAGCGAGAUCAACCUUAGAGUGGACGACCGGGGACCGAAGGGCAUCCAAGGCCUUCCCGGCUUCCUGCUCAACGUCUUCCAAGGCGACCAGACACUCUUUAUGCGCACCGACGAGCAGUGCGAGAUCUGGCGUAUAUUCACCCCGAUCCUCACUUCCAUCGAUGCCGACCGUCCCCGCCCACUCAACUACGACUUUGGGUCCCGGGGUCCUUUACUGGCAUACCGCAAGGCUGAGCGCGUGGGCUUCGUGUUCUUCGCCUCGGACGAGUGGCACCAGAGCGAGGAGACGCUGGAGUACACGGUCAAGAGGAGCAAGCAGCUCAUCGGACCCCAUACCGCCCUCAAGCCGGUCAGGGAGCCUCGGUCGAAAAGGGCCUCGAAGCUAAGCUCCAAUCCUAAGGCAGAGAGCUAAUAAAAUCAACAACGAAAGUUUUUUAAUUAAACAAGUGCAGCGUGCUGGGCUGCACCAGCUGGCCACCUCUUCACCUUGACCGCUCCACUGGCCGGGUCCAACUUGUUCCGUCCUGUUCGGUUCUGUUCUGUACUGCAGUUGUUGCCGAUGUUGCUGGUGAGGAUGUUGCCCCGGGCGGGAGUAAACAACACGCAUACCUUAACCAUUGUCCUUUGUACGAAGGACUGAGCACCGCAGGGAGCUAUUAAAUAAAUGGAGUUAUGGGAACUACGGAAUUCUCUUCUUUACUUUCCACGUUUGUCAAAGUGAAUGUUUGAUUGCAACUUUUAGCAUUUAUUUAUUUUAAUAUUUGGUUGAUUAUUUUCUUGUUAUAAACUAUACUAAAAACUGUAAAAAGUUAUAUAAAGGGUCCUAGCUCGAG
Drosophila eugracilis is the source of this 2122-nucleotide messenger RNA. RefSeq names its product glucose-6-phosphate 1-dehydrogenase. Bases 79 to 1701 code for a protein of 540 amino acids. Gene Ontology annotation, biological process: glucose metabolic process; pentose-phosphate shunt, oxidative branch. NCBI's taxonomy places the organism in Eukaryota, Metazoa, Arthropoda, Insecta, Diptera, Drosophilidae. The record is from RefSeq and is a predicted model, not a curated record. The transcript has a single exon. Gene Ontology annotation, molecular function: NADP binding; glucose-6-phosphate dehydrogenase activity. Gene Ontology annotation, cellular component: cytosol.